Grammomys surdaster is the source of this 180-nucleotide messenger RNA. Its product is annotated as 40S ribosomal protein S29-like. Gene Ontology annotation, cellular component: cytosolic small ribosomal subunit. Gene Ontology annotation, molecular function: structural constituent of ribosome; zinc ion binding. The coding region runs from base 10 to 180 and encodes 56 amino acids. Lineage: Eukaryota; Metazoa; Chordata; Mammalia; Rodentia; Muridae. The transcript has a single exon. The record is from RefSeq and is a predicted model, not a curated record.
GGAGGCAAGAUGGGUCACCAGCAGCUCUACGGGAGUCACCCUUGGAAGUUCAGCCAGGGCUCUCGCUCUUGCUGCGUCUGCUCUAACCGCCACAGUCUGAUCCGUAAAUACAGGCUGAACAUGUGCUGUCAGUGCUUCUGUCAGUACGCAAAGGACAUAGGCUUCACUAAGCUGGACUAA